CUGGAGCGCCACAGUCUAACUGAAAUUUCAGCAGAGAAGAACCGCGGUCCUUCGAUAUUCCGGUGGUACAAUCACGAGGAGUAGACUCGCGUCUGUUUUUAAUCCUGCGACAAGUUCGGUGAUUUUUUUAAAAGUCGACUUUGAACGUCGAACCGUACGUUCUGGAGAACUCGAAAAAAUUAGAGCUUCGCUCACUUCGGUGUGCGAACGAUAAAAAAGUGCGGACGUUACUUUCGGUGUUAGUCAAAGUUUGUUAUCGGUGAAACCUUCUUCGGAUCAUCGCUGAAAUACCAAAUUUCGCACAUAAUGUCACCGACGCUGUGCGCUUUUUUGGUUUUAUCGGUAACCGUAGUCGCCGGAUUUGAUCUCGGACCCGCGAUGAGGAUCGCCCAGUGCAGAUCGCUCUGUCUCCGUCGUCAUCGCGAAGUUAAAGAGUGCAAAGAAACGUCGGAUUGCUACAUGUGUUGGGAGACCUGCAGCUUGUUGGAAAACGAUUGGACAGUGUGGGGAUCGGUCUGCCAAGAUGACGAGAAAAUUUGUUUCGCCGGGUGCAAGACGGCCUGCGCCUAUCACGCCACGAGAGUCGAGGAACAAUUCUUACCUUCAACAUUGCCGGCGCCGAUGGCCGGUCCGGUUUACCUCGAGGCGUACGACGUCGCCAUUCUAUUCAGAAAGUUCGACGAAGAUUGGGAGGAGAUGGAGCAGCAACCGGGCGGCGGAAUUAUGCCCCUGAACAAAACUACUUGGAUCGUCGUUGUGGCGGAAGACGGAGUGAGGCAGUACAGCGGUGAAUUCUGGAAGCCGAAUUUGGAGGGACUCAAGGAGGGAGCGCUUUUCGAGGCGAGUUUGAGCUGGAGCGGACCCGACACCGAGGAGAACGAGAUCGCCGAAAAUCCCGAGCAGCGGGAGAUCGACAGCGACAUCGCCAAGCUCAACUCCAAGAUGGCACUGGAUUUCGAGAACGACGAGAUACUGAGGAACGCGUUGAGGAACGAGGAGUCGCGACCGAAAUACGUAGCCCCCAAGAAAACCGGACUCACGAGCGAAGAGUUCGCCGAUCGCGUCGUCCAGACCCCGAGGACCACACGAAAACCGACUUCGGACGUCGGAAAAAUCAAACUCUACUUAGCCUCGGACGCUCGGUCCUACUUCGACGAACAAAAUGCCAGGAUCCUCUCGGACGUCAGACCCGAGAGGAAGGGCCAGUCGACGCCGCCCGAAAUCCAAGUGAACGACGAACUCGAGGAGGCGAUCCAAGCCUCGGAGGAACAACCGGAGAUCUACAACGAGGAGCAAACCCUCAUGGAGACCACCUCGAAGAACAGCGUCGACAAGCUAGCUACCUCGGGGAAAGGUCAACUCGCAAAAUCCAUAGGUCCUUCCUACGUCGUUUCGUGGGAACCAGAAGCUGGGGGACUCAUGGGCAACCAGGUAACGGACACGAGAUCGACCCAGAUAUCGCUUCUCCCUGGAACCAAGUACCUCGUGCGCGUAGCUUCUAACGACGGACCGGGGAGCUUCGCUCUGGAAAUCGACACUACCGUAAAAUCGGUGGAAUACGCGCCCUUGGAAGCCGUCGCGGCGAACGUUCAACCCUGGGCUAUUUUAGCGGGUUGUACGAGCGCAUUGACUUUCGUAGCUUUUGUCGUACUGGUGAAACUCUGCAGAAGAACCACGUCUGACGACAAACUCGAAUACGUCUAAAGGUGGCUUCAACGGAGCGACUUGAAUAAUUGUAAAUAAACUCAGGAUGUUAAGCGGUCUAGGAUUUGAAAUAACGACGACCGUGUGCGAAGAGAGAUUGUUGUACAUAUUUCGAACGAUUACUGCGAAGCUAUGGCUUUCCGAUAUACCUCGUAUCGCGUCAGUUGCUCAAAGUUAGUAAUACGGAGACUGUAAAAGAGUUCCUAUUCAUAGAAAAUAGGCUCAGAUAAUAGCCAAAUACUGUAUUUAUUUGUAAAUAUUAAAUUACUGUACAUACAACAAUUUAGAAAGAAAAUA
Athalia rosae (coleseed sawfly) is the source of this 2001-nucleotide messenger RNA. RefSeq lists its product as uncharacterized. NCBI's taxonomy places the organism in Eukaryota, Metazoa, Arthropoda, Insecta, Hymenoptera, Athaliidae. The transcript has 3 exons. The record is from RefSeq and is a predicted model, not a curated record. The coding region runs from base 307 to 1704 and encodes 465 amino acids.